Beta vulgaris subsp. vulgaris (sugar beet) is the source of this 1805-nucleotide messenger RNA. RefSeq lists its product as hypothetical. The record is from RefSeq and is a predicted model, not a curated record. Bases 856 to 1713 code for a protein of 285 amino acids. NCBI's taxonomy places the organism in Eukaryota, Viridiplantae, Streptophyta, Magnoliopsida, Caryophyllales, Amaranthaceae. The transcript has 4 exons.
CCAACCCCUUCCCUCGUUGGUAAGAAGCAUAAUGAAAAAGAAGUUAACCCCGAGAGAAAACAAGGUAUAGGAGGAGUUGAGGAAAGCAAUAGUACCAUAUAUUGAAGGUCCAAACCGUGAGCAACAGAAUGGGUAGAAAGAGAUAUCUAUACCUAGUAGGAAAAGGGAAUUCUGUUGCUUGAGCUGGAGUCUUUCUUAUAAGACCCGGAUGGAUCUCAACCAGCUCAGAGUGGUAAGAAACCAGACAAAGCUGUGUUACGCAAGGGAUUUGGUGCAAUUACUUCUUCAAUUAAUUAUCUUGGCAAUGCCUUAGAGGUAAGCUUGGUGUAAAUAAUUCGUCAAGAGUUUUAAUUAUAUGGAGGACAGUAUCAGUUAUUUCACAUCAUUUGGUGUUACAUUUAAGGUAAUUCUCUGAUCUCCCAUGGCUCAGACUACUAGUAUGUCCUUGGACUUCGUUUUGUAACAUCAAAUCCCUAGGAAGAGCUGCCAGUAUCACUCAUGUCUGUGCAAAUCCUAGGAUGCCGUCAAAUUUCAUUUAAGUCAUAUCAUUAGAUUCUCGUAAAGGUCCAUUGGUACUGGUUCCGGUGUUAAUCUUUUGUUCUGCGUCCUUCAUUUACAGGUAGGGUAGAAAAAGAGUUGAAUGAACUAAUGAAGUGCUAAAGAGCUUUAGCAGUUAGACAUGCGUCUAUCCAAACCAUUGCUUGUUCACCAAUUUAAGAGUAGAUUGUUUUCUUCACAUCCCUUUUUUUGCCCAUAGGGUGUUAUGACAGCUCCAAUUAUGGCUGUCAUCUAUUUUGCUUAAAUCUGUGUGGAUGAAGAAAUCUGGGAAAAGGGGGGGGGGGGUCCUGGUCUGAAAUGUCAAAAGAUUUUAGGAUAUUGAAAAUAUUUUUUCCCUUCUUGGUUGCUAAAUAUUUUUUUCUUGAAUCUGAACUGUGCAGUACGAUAUAUUUACUGCACAAUGUUGAAAAUAUUUUUUCACUCCUUGGUUACCCAGUUUCUGAAUGUUGCAUACAGCUGCCUAUGAUGAGCAAUAAUAUAUAUUACUGUUUUAUUAUGCAGGAGGGACUAAACAUUGUGGAAAAUCGCACUGCAGACAUUAUCCAAGACACUCGGAAUCGGAGGUUGAAUGUCAAAAAAAAAGCUGCUCCUGACUUUAACCAACAGCCUACAGAUGUUCGAUAUGCAAAAGAGCCAUCUGGAGCACGGAACCAAAUGUCCGCGGUUGCUCAAACUGAGAUGGACAUCCAAUUGCAGGCAUCUCGCGACGUUGCUAUGGCCAUGGCUGCCAAAACAAAGCUACUCCUGAGGGAGCUUAAGACUGUUAAAGCUGACCUUGCUUUUGCCAAGGAGCGGUGUGCUCAGCUUGAGGAAGAAAACAGGAUUGUUCGAGAGAGUAUGGCGAAUGGAGACAAUCUAGAAGAUGAUGAACUGAUACGGCUUCAGUUGGAAACACUUUUGGCAGAGAAGGCUCGGUUAGCUCAAGAAAAUGCCUUGUACGCUCGGGAGAACCGCUUCUUACGCGAGGUCGUUGAAUACCAUCAACUCACCAUGCAGGAUGUCGUAUACCUAAGUGAGAGGAACGAAGAAAUCAUGGAAGUUUACCCUACCAAGGUACCUGGUGCAACGAACCUGAAUUCAGUAGCUACAUUGCCAUCUUUAUCACCCCCCGUUCAUGCUUCUGAGCUUGUAUUUAAGGAAACCAUCUCUAAAUGAGGCACAAGAAGUGAGCCUCAUGUAUUCGUAGGGGGUGUCUUGGAUGAUUAGAUAUAUAAUGAAAGGCCAUACUUUGGGGGCAAUUGUUCUUA